Molecule: messenger RNA, 594 nt
Organism: Diversispora eburnea
Lineage: Eukaryota; Fungi; Glomeromycota; Glomeromycetes; Diversisporales; Diversisporaceae
Source: the annotation of a GenBank genome assembly
AUGUCAAAUUUAUCACUUCAAAACGCAAUUUUAACUUAUGAACAACUUGAAGUUACUCCUUCAAGGAAAGAUGGAAUAUCCGAAGAUCUCGAAGAAAACUUACGAAAAUUUGGUUGCGAAUUUAUACAAUCUGCAGGAAUUCUUUUAAGAUUACCUCAGGUAGCCAUGGCAACAGCUCAAGUUCUAUUUCAACGUUUUUUUUAUAGUGCCUCUUUAAGAAAAGUUUCAAUUAGGGAUAUAGGAAUGGGAGCUUUAUUUCUCGCAUCAAAAGUUCAAGAAUCGCCUUGUAAAAUACGUGAUUUGAUUAACGUUUAUAAUUAUUUAAUUAGACAAUAUCGCAAAUUACCUAUAGAACCGUUAGAAUAUUUUGGAUCGACUUUUUACGAAAUGAAAGAUGCAUUGGUAAUAGCAGAAUUACAAAUUCUCAAAAAACUUGGAUUUAAUGUUCAUGUACAAUUACCAUAUGGAUUGAUGGUUAAUUAUUUAAGAGUUCUGGAAUUAACUGAACAUGAUACUAUUCCACAAAAAGCUUGGGGAUAUUUAAAUGACGCGAUUCCAUUUAAUUUAACGAGAAAAUCAACAUUCGCUUUCUAG